Molecule: messenger RNA, 1260 nt
Organism: Austrofundulus limnaeus
Lineage: Eukaryota; Metazoa; Chordata; Actinopteri; Cyprinodontiformes; Rivulidae
Gene: plppr2b
Product: phospholipid phosphatase related 2b
Biological process (GO): phospholipid metabolic process; phospholipid dephosphorylation; signal transduction
Cellular component (GO): plasma membrane
Molecular function (GO): phosphatidate phosphatase activity
Source: RefSeq, a predicted model, not a curated record
UUGUUGUUGUUGUUGUUGUUGUUGUCUGGAGCCACAGAGCUGCAAACACACAGCUUUUCCUCAGAAGAAGAAAGGUGAUGUGCUGAGUCUGCAAACAAUUUUUGGUCCUCCAUAAUCCACCUCUCCAGACUUUCUUCCACCUCUUCCUCCUCUCGAUAGUCGAUACAGAUCUGCAAACAUCACAGUCUCUGUGGACUUCUGUCAACCUGCAAGCAAGAGGAGGUGCAGAGCUGACUCUUUUAAGAUGAUUGACCGUCAGCCCUCGGCCCAGAGGAGGCCAGUGAGGAGCUUCCCUGCAGCCAGGAGCCAGCUGAAAACCAGCACCUACAUUGUGCCCUGUUUCCUCUUUGUGGAGCUGGUCAUCAUGGCAGGGACGGUUCUGUUGGCGUAUUACUUCGAAUACACGGACACGUUCCCCGUGCACAUCCAGGGCUUCUUCUGUUUUGACAAAGCCUACUCAAAGCCAUACCCGGGACCGGAGGACUACAGUAAGGCGCCGCCUGUCCUUGUCUACUCCCUCGUCACCGCCAUCCCCACUGUGACGAUUCUGAUCGGGGAAGUGACGAGUUUCUUUGUGAAGACGGAGGGAGCUCAGGAGAAGACCAUAGUGACCGCCGACUGCUGUUACUUCAACCCUCUCCUCAGAAGGAUUGUACGCUUUCUGGGUGUCUAUUCCUUCGGUCUCUUCACUACCACCAUCUUUGCCAACGCCGGUCAAGUGGUGACAGGAAACCAGACGCCUCACUUCCUGUCUGCCUGUAAGCCAAACUACACAGCUCUGGGCUGCCAGUCUCCACUGCAAUAUGUCACCGAGCAACGAGCCUGUAUGGGAAACCCAUUCCUGGUGAUGUCCGCCCGCAAGUCUUUCCCCUCCAAAGAUGCGGCGCUCAGCUUCUACUCAGCCAUCUACACAGUGAUGUACGUGACCUUGAUCUUCCGGACCAAAGGGACCCGUCUGAUGAAGCCCACUCUGUGCCUGGUUUUGCUGUCCCUGGCUGUGCUGGUGGGGGUCGUGAGAGUGACGGAGCACAGGAACCACUGGAACGACGUGGUGGCUGGAUUCGUCACGGGAGGGGCCAUCGCUGCAUUCCUGGUGUCGUGUGUGAUCAACAACUUYAAGCCAUCUAAGAUAGAAAUUCCCAUUCCCCCACCUCCACUGCGUCCCGAGCCCCCCAUUGGGUUGCCUCUCCUCACCCUGCCCCGUGUGGAGAGUCCACUGGAAAAGUUAAGUAUUAUCCAGGCUCCUGGACUACCCUAUUC